AUGUUAUAUUUUAAACUAAUAAUUGUUAAACCACUAAUAGUAUCAAUUCCUGCAACGUCUACAGUAUCAGCUCCUUCAAACAAAAUUGGAAAACCUAAAAACAACCUCGCCGUAACCCGAUUUUUGUUGCCGCAACCUCGCCGGAGCACGAUUUCGCGAACCCUAGCGCCGUCUUCUUCUUCAUCUUCACACUUCAACUCAGGAACUUUUGGGAAGACACAGUCACUAACCUUUGCAUCAAAUUCGGUUGAAGUUGUUCAUACUGGUGCGGCGUUGCAUUGCUGGUCAUCUCCCUUCAAUAUCUUUGAUGCAUUGGUUGCAUCGCUUCCAAUAUCUGAGACAGGUGAAGAAGCACAGCUUAAGAGGAUUGCAGAACUACAAGCUGAAAAUGAUGCAAUAUGCCAAGAACUUCAGAAGCAAUUGGAAGCUGCAGGGCAUACAAGAAGCAAUCUAUUUUCAACCUUUUUGGAUUGUGGGGGGAAAGCAAGAAAGCAUCAAUAGAAGCUCAGGUUCAUCUUUGUUUUUCUAUUUUCAACCUUUUGGAAAUAACAAGAUUACUCAUAGGAGAUUUUCAUAUCAUUAUUGCAAUAUAUAAAUAUAUAUAAACUACCGAAGAUAUAUAGCUCUAGCCUUUAAAAGAACCUAUGAAUUGUUUUGAACAUUGAGACUUAUAACUUCAUCAUUACCACCUAUGAAUUGUUGUCCUAUGAGAACUGCCGGUACACUUGGUCUGCAACCAAGCUGGAUAUUAUUGAGUCUGAUUUUGCAUUAAAUUUCUUGUGGCUGUGAAAUUGACAAGCAACGUCUCUAUUGAAAAGUUUGAAAUAUUUUGAAAGAACUUUACACAUUAGUCAAAAUAUUAAUUAGAUCUCUAUAAAAUUUCAACUUCCUAAUUAGUUAAAUCAAGUAUUAUACCUUGAAAAAUGGAAUUUGAUCCAUUAGUCAAUCCCACUUAGUAAAAACAAAUAAUUGGUUGUUGUUGUUGCAACUAUUAACUUAUGUUUUAUAAACUUAAAUUACAAUCUAACUAAUUUAUUUGGUUCCUGAAAGAAAAUGUAUACGUUCAAUUGAAAUUAUUUGGUAAAAGUGGUUUUAAAAUAUUAUAGAGCUGAUUUAUUUAAUAAGAACUUUGAAUUUGACAAUUAUAAUAUAUCAUAUAUGCUCAAUAAUAUAUUGAAAGGUUAGAAACAUGGACUGAUUAGUCAGUUAGGGAAUCUGAGUCAGUUUGUGGCUAUUUGACAGUUAGGUUAGGAUUGAUUAGUCUCUGGCUUGUUUAUUGAUUCUUGCAUAUAUUAAUAUCUGGCUUAUUUGGAAAUGGCAUGAAUUGUAUAAGAGGUGCCUCACUGUUGGUAUUGUAUUGAACCGAAUAGCAUUGCCUAUGUACCUUGUAUGUUGGCAAUUUUAUUUUAUAUUAUAGUUAUUUAAAUAUAUAUAUUG
Vicia villosa (hairy vetch) is the source of this 1437-nucleotide messenger RNA. RefSeq lists its product as uncharacterized. The record is from RefSeq and is a predicted model, not a curated record. NCBI's taxonomy places the organism in Eukaryota, Viridiplantae, Streptophyta, Magnoliopsida, Fabales, Fabaceae. The transcript is spliced from 5 exons. Gene Ontology annotation, molecular function: transcription coregulator activity. Bases 1 to 501 code for a protein of 166 amino acids. Gene Ontology annotation, cellular component: mediator complex. Gene Ontology annotation, biological process: regulation of transcription by RNA polymerase II.